GAUUUCAGUUGCGUCUACGCAAGCUUAUGGUCAAGUAGUACGCACACAGGCGCGAAGCUGUGCCAUCGAAGCCUACCCGCGAUCUCCGGAAAAUGACCGAAAUGUUCCGAAACGCGGGUUCGUUUCCGGAAUUCCCGGAAGCAAUUUCGGGAUGUUCUGUGUAAAAAAAAACAUUCGACUAUUAAGUGUAAGUGAAAGUAAUUGUAUGGGAGUGGACUUGGAUUAAAUUGUACGAGUGGAUGAGUGUGGAUGAUAAUUGUCUGUAACAUUAAUCAAUGAGUUUUGUGCAAACAUAGUGACUUGUGAUUUUUGACUUUGUGUUGCAAGCUUACCGCACAUAAUUUGGACUAAAAGGUACACUCUUCGGGGAGGUGGAUACAGUCCUUAUUUCAACAGACUUCGGGAUGAGUUAGGAAAAGAAACAUGUCAUCUAAACGGAAGUCACCGCCGUCAAAAUUGCAAGAAGGCGCCGCUGAUUCCGAAAAGCCUGAACCGGGCCCUGCCACCCUGGACUUCUCAGACCAUCCCGAGUCCGACCCUGAACAGCAAAACUUCUACAAGUUCUCCCCCAGUUGUUCAACAAGAAGCUCCAUUAGCGAAGAAGGUUCAAACUACGACGACGAAAGACCUACAAAAAAGCAAAGAUUUGAUACAGACAUGACAAAUAAUCUUCUAGCACCAGGCCCUUUCCUAGGUCUUCAUCAAGUGAAUGACCUUCAAGGUAGGAGACGCGGCUCCUCAGAAUGCAGUAGUCCAGGUGCUGAGGCGAAAGUCUUGGGGCUUUGUAAUAAUAACAAUUCAUUGCUGAAUCAUAACAGCGCGCUGUCGUUAGCUCAGCCGCAUAAGCGGUCGAUGGACGAUGUUCUGAAGAGAUUAACGUCGAAAAUGAAUAAUAGUACUAUUAAAGAAGAAAAGAGGCCGACGCCGUCAACCACGCCGGUGAAGCAAAACAAUGAGCGACGAGGCGUGCUAGACGCAGCAGCAUUACAAGCAUUGGCGGGAGAAAGCGUGCUGGAGAAAGAGAGGCAGCUGUCGGAAAUGAUCCUACAGCUUCAGAUGGUCAGGGAACAGCUGUUGUCGCAACAGGAGCAGGCUAAGAGUCUCGGCAAUGUGACGGCGGAGUUGGAGCUCCAGAGAUUACAACAGGAGCACCUUCGACGACAGGAGAUGGUGCGGCGGGGCCAGCACGGGCUGUACCCCGGGCCGCCACUCGCCUUGUUGCCCCUAUUGGAACAAAUGAGACCCCAACCACAACAAGCACCACAAAAUGUAGUCCCAAGCCAAUGGCCUGCGACGGCCCAGCUCGCCCAGCUGACGGCCAGCGCCAGGUCCCCCCCUCCGCCGGACCCGGACGCCCCCCUCAACCUGAGCAAGCAGCGCUCGCCCUCCCCCCAGCCCCUCAUGCUGCCUCGGUUCGUGCCCUACCCCCCUAUGGACGAGAGCCCCCAGUACAGCAUGCCAAAAGAUGAGGAUUACAAUAACGCCUGUAAUACGUCAUCAUGGGGCCAAUCAGCCCAAGAAGAAUCAGACAAAGCCAAGCUGGUGCGUCAGCCGAAGAGGGACGAAGCUGGGAAACCCCACAUCAAACGACCCAUGAAUGCUUUUAUGGUCUGGGCUAAGGACGAGCGCAGGAAGAUCCUAAAGGCCUGCCCUGAUAUGCACAACUCCAAUAUAUCCAAAAUACUCGGCGCUAGGUGGAAGUCCAUGUCGAAUGCUGAAAAGCAACCAUAUUAUGAGGAGCAGUCGAGGCUGUCGAAGUUACACAUGGAGAAGCACCCUGAUUAUAGGUACAGGCCAAGACCGAAAAGGACUUGUAUAGUUGACGGCAAGAAGAUGAGAAUAUCAGAAUACAAGAACCUCAUGCGAUCUCGCCGACAAGAAAUGAGGCAGCUCUGGUGCAGAGACGGCGGGAGCGAGAUGGGAUUCCUCCCAUCUCUUUCAUCCCCUGGACCGUCUAACUCGUCCCCCCCGCCUAAUGGGGGGAACUACAUGAACCAAGCGUUUUCGCCUCCACUGUCCCCCAGAGAGGACGAUUGAGGGUCGGCGCGCGGCUGGCCGUACCCGCACGCCGCGCCCCUCCAACGUUUACCCCCCUCCCACCAUCCUUGGUAAGACUCAAUACCCUAAAACCCAAAAAACAAACGUUUAAAAUUUGAAUCAAACGUACUAAUUAAAAACGAAUACUGAAAAAAAUAUUCUUUAUGGAAUUUAAAGCUAUGGGUUCGUCAUACUAAUAAAGGGUAGUUGCAUAAUUUAAACUAGGACAAAAACAAAGGAGGCAGACAGAGACUAUCAUGACAAAAUAAAUAGUAGGUUAUGUACUUAUAAGGUAAUGUCGUAAUCUCGAAUAUGUCUUGAUUGUAGACUUACUAAAGAAUUAGCUGUUGUUUCGGAUCUUAAUAUUUCUUAUAUCUAAGAAUAUAGACUAUUCUCUAUGGACGCCCGUGUCUAUUGGAUCUCUCGUUCGUAAAAAUAAUAUUAUGAGAUUAUUCCAUUAGUUCGUUAAGGAAAUUAAGAAGGACACGGUAUCACACGAGUACUUAAGCUGUCGCAUUGUUUUUCAUACGGCUGUUGUAUGAUUUUUCAAAAUAUAAUUGGCAUAGUAUUGGAAAUAAGUAUUUUAGAUCUACGUAAAGAUCUUUUAGAGAUUCGUACCUAAAUCGAUUAAGAUUUUUUUUUCAUAGUUCAACUUUGUUUUUCAUACAAAAUUAUUGUAAAAGUUAGGACAUUUAAAAACUUAGGUAGGUACUUAAUGCAUUAAUGGCUAGAUGUCACAUAUUAAACAUGCAAGUACAUACAAUGAAGUCAUGUAUUCAGCAUAAAUACAGCUAGAAAUAACGUUGUAAAUAAACAAAUUUUAAUCCCAUAUUUAAUUCUUUGAUCUAUAGUUUAGGUUAUGUAAGGAAUCUAUGUAAAUAAGUAAGACCCCAUGUAGAUAAUAACUGAUAAACGGAAUAGGUCUACACUAGUUGUAAGUUGAUAUGACUAUUGAGUGGCCAUGUAAAAUAAUAUAUGAAUUAAAUAGAUAAUAUUAGAUGCUAGGCCUCUAAACGAUUAAAAUGUCAAACCAAAAAUUGAAGCGAAAGGCUUGAAAAUUUUACUCGUGUGUUUAAAACACAACUGUGAGAUGUGGAUAUCUUUGUAAUGCAUAUAAAUACUCAUAGAUUAGAUUUUGAUCCAUAGUUGUGUGUAAUAGUUAUGGUAUCGGAUAUUUUGUAUUAAAAAUGCCAUCAUAAUAAAGUAGGUACAAUUUUAUUGUUUAUUUUAUACCCAAGUCUGUUCUCCAUUCUAACUUUGUGAAUCUCAGCGCGGCCCCAUUGCUCGGUCGUGUUCCGUUUGGUGGACACAACUCAUUGUAGCUACGUACCGUACAAUACUGAUUCGUCGACGGAGCGCAGUGCAACGUAACGCAACGGAGCAAUGGUGCCCGAUCUUUAGUUGGGAGUGUUCGAAUUUAAUAAAGUUUAUGAUUGGUUAAAAAUAUUUGGCCCAGUUAUAUUGACAAUUCUAUUAGUCAAUUGCGAACAUGUCAAUUAUUUUAUACUUUCUUUUUUGUUGUUAACUCCCGUACGUGUUAUUAAAGUAAUUAAAAUAUAUAUUCCACCGACUUGUGGGAUUACAAUAAAAACAUUUAUACAAAAUAUUCGCUUCAUCAAAUCGUGCAAUUUAUAUAAGUAGAUAGUAGAAAUUAAGCGGUAGUUACAAGUAUAAUAUCUACGUUAUAUAGAGGAUCACUGUAUAGUUAUCUUGUAAAAUUAAAAAUUACUCGUUGAUAGCCAUUUUUUUAUUUUUGUUAUUUAUUUUUCUAAUUAUAAAAGUCUUGUUUUGUUUUCACUUCGUCUUUUAAUGCCAGUAUCAACUUGUAGGUGACUGUAAUACAUGUGUACGUGAAACUUAAUGUUUGUCUAUUAAGUAGUGUGUAUUAUUCUUAAUAAAUGUGUAAGGGUUUAGACAGUGACGUUAAAUUAUUUAUUUUUAUGUUGAAUUCCUGUAAAUAUGCGAUAUUUUGAUGUAAAAGUUAGUUGUGGUUAUUUAACGAUACUUAAUCUGUGUUUUGAAAUAUGUCUAGAUCUCCGUCAUUAUUAUAAUUUAUAUCUAAUAAGGCCAUCGCUCGAUCGCAAUGAAGUGAAUCGACUUGCCAUAUCUAAUGCUAUUUUGAAAGUACCUUUAAAAUUGCUGGUAUAUGUACUUAGUGAUUCAGACAUUGUUAUUUUUUUACUUUUGACUUUUGCUCUUGUAAACCCAGUGGUUGAUUUGAACUCGCUCAUACUUCAGUGCAGUUAGCAUUCGGAAAUUCAAAUGUAAGUAGAUAGAAUUUAGGUUUUAUUACCUAGUGUAAACCAGGACACAUUAUUUAAAAAUUGUGCCAAAACCCAAAAGUAUAAUAAAAAAUAAACAUUAAAAAUAUA
Molecule: messenger RNA, 4409 nt
Organism: Plodia interpunctella (Indianmeal moth)
Lineage: Eukaryota; Metazoa; Arthropoda; Insecta; Lepidoptera; Pyralidae
Gene: Sox102F
Product: Sox102F
Exons: 8
Coding region: 424-2037 (537 amino acids)
Biological process (GO): regulation of transcription by RNA polymerase II; cell fate commitment
Cellular component (GO): nucleus
Molecular function (GO): RNA polymerase II cis-regulatory region sequence-specific DNA binding; DNA-binding transcription factor activity, RNA polymerase II-specific
Source: RefSeq, a predicted model, not a curated record